Aspergillus puulaauensis is the source of this 2100-nucleotide messenger RNA. Its product is annotated as DUF726 domain protein. The transcript has a single exon. The coding region runs from base 1 to 2100 and encodes 699 amino acids. NCBI's taxonomy places the organism in Eukaryota, Fungi, Ascomycota, Eurotiomycetes, Eurotiales, Aspergillaceae. The record is from RefSeq and is a predicted model, not a curated record.
AUGUGGAAGAAACUCAAUAACUCCUUUGGGUCCGGUCCCAAGGAGGAGUCGAAAAACGACCAAGACCUAACAACAAUUCUAAGUCGACCACAGCGGGCGGACCUUACAGUUCUCGUCGCUGAGAUAACACAGCGCAUGAGGAGCUUGGUUGAAGAGACUUUCAAAGCGCCAGCUGAACAACACCCAAAAUCUUCCGCACCCAGCCAGCUGAUUGAUCUGGGCGAGGGAGAUAGUGGCCCACCACCUCCAAGUACGAAGGAAUCAAAGAGAUCAGAAGACGACCAUGUCCGCACAGAAUACGUUCCAACGGCCGAAGAUUUCAAAGCUGAAGCGAAUCUUCUGACCCAAUUCGACGACUGGAGAGACACCGUUCUUCUCCGGAUCGGUGAGGUUGUCAAUCGAGAUGUGGAAGACCGGGAUGAAGAAGCGAGCUCCGAACGACGGGAUGAGGAACGACCUCGAAGCUCGUAUGACGACGAUGAUGAUCCCUCUUGGAGCCGACUUUCCGAAGUUUAUCAUCCGGUAGAAACACCAUUGAUCCGCCUCCCCAAGCCCAAGAAGUUGUUGAUCUUGCACUCUCUACUAUUGUUAAUGCUUAGUUUGGAACAUUACAGUGCCAACUCUCGGGUUUUGAUGAUGUACGCCGCUUCCAGCUUAGGCUUGGGUGUUAAGACUUUGAACCAAGACGAAGUCAAGGUGUCGCGAGGACUACUGGACGCCGCUCUUCAAAUGCCAGCGAAUGCCGACGCUCAGAGUAAAGGUAGAGAAAGUGACCCAUCAAGAAAAUGGAAAGUCGGUAUUGCAUCCGUCGCUGGAGCCGUAUUGAUUGGUGUUACUGGUGGACUGGCGGCGCCUUUUAUUGCAGCUGGUCUAGGAACAGUAAUGGGUGGGCUUGGCUUGGGAGCCACUGCUGCUGCCGGUUACCUUGGUGCUGUUGCAGGCAGCGGGGUCAUCGUUGGUGGUCUUUUUGGGGCUUAUGGUGGGCGUAUGACAGGACGCAUGGUGGACAAAUAUGCCCGUGAGGUGGACGAUUUCGCCUUCUUGCCUAUUCAUGGUUCUCGACAUCGAUUUGAUGACGAAAAGGAAGCAGCCCAGGAGGAUCAUCGCCUUCGAGUUACGAUUGGCAUUACGGGAUGGCUAACAGAAGAAGACAACUUUGUCGUUCCCUGGCGUGUUAUCGGCAAGGAUUCUGAAGUAUUCGGCCUUCGCUGGGAAACAAAACCCCUUUUGAAUCUUGGAAAUGCCAUAGAUUCCUUGGUUACUUCCGCAGCCUGGGCGGCUGGCCGCCAGGUCUUAACCAAAACAAUCUUUGCUGGCCUUUUGAGUGCGCUAGUCUUGCCCGUGGGCCUUAUGAAAGUCGCCGGCAUUGCCGACAACCCUUUCAGCGUUGCCAAGGCUCGAUCUGACAAGGCGGGUGAAGUUCUUGCCGACGCCCUGAUUAGCAAGGUACAAGGCGAAAGACCUGUUACACUUAUUGGGUACUCUUUGGGAUCCCGCGUCAUCUACUCAUGCCUUCAGACUUUAGCCAAAAGACAUGCAUAUGGACUGGUUGAGACAGCAAUUCUUAUGGGAUCCCCAACACCAUCCGAUACACCCGACUGGCGUUCCAUGCGACGUGUGGUUAGUGGACGACUUGUCAACGUUUAUUCAGAAAAUGACUCCGUGCUUGCUUUCCUAUACCGAACAAGCAGCCUUCAGUAUGGUGUUGCUGGACUACAACCUAUCGAGAACGUCCCCGGCGUCGAAAAUCUCGAUGUGAGCGAUAUUAUAAGUGGCCACCUCCGCUACCAGUUCCUACUUGGGCGGAUACUACGCACAAUAGGACUAGAGUGUAUCAGCGCCCGGGAAGUCGCACGCGAGGAGCAAGCCUUGGCUAUAAAGGACCGGCAGCAGGAACAGCAACGGAUCCAGAAUGAGCGCCGAGCUGGAAUUGAAGGAGAUAAUGAGGCGGCACGCAGGAAGCUGGAAAGCGGCGAGAUUGCUGUUGAGGAGCAACCUCAGUCCCAGCCACAGCCACAGAUAGAAGCUCGACAUGGCAUCCCACGACGCCCCGUCCCGUUGAAGUCUGUUGAAGAGAACAAAGGGCGAGAGCAGUCCUAG